AUGGGUCCUCUCAAUCCGAGUAAAAGGGGACAGGCAGCCGUUCUGACCCGGGCCAAACCAUCAUAUCUUCCUAGAGACAUAUCCAUUCUGCAUUUGGAGGUUAUAGAGGAGAGUGCAGAAUGCUUACACCUCACAGUGAAAGACCCUUCAUCUCAAAGGUAUGAGGUCCAGCUUCCAGACCAACAGCACUCUCCUUGGGGCAAAGCAGCUGCACAGAAUACCCAGUACUCCAUCGAGUUUCAACACAACCCAUUUAGUUUUACAGUGCGACGUAAAUCUAAUUAUAAGGUGAUCAUGAACACAAGUGUGGCUCCUUUUCUAUUCACGGAUCAGUACCUUCAGCUGUCAACAACACUGGCGUCCUCAUCUGUGUCUGGCCUGGGAGAACAUUACACUUCUUUACGUCUGGACUUGAACUGGACAUCUUUAACGCUGUGGAAUCAAGACACUAAACCCCGUGCUGGGGCAAACCUCUACGGCUCUCAUCCCUUUUAUAUAGUCCAGGAAGCAGAUGGAUUUGCUUAUGGGGUUUUCAUGUUAAACAGCAAUGCUAUGGAAGUGAUCCUGCAGCCCACUCCUGCUCUGACUUGGGUUGCUCUCGGUGGAAUACUUGACCUAUACGUUUUCCUGGGACCUAAUCCAGAAAGUAUAAUUCGCCAGUAUCUUCAAGUUAUUGGUUACCCCAUGAUGCCUCCCUACUGGGCUCUGGGCUUUCACCUUUGCCGUUGGGGAUACAAAACGAGUAAUGCAACCCGGAAAGUGGCACAGCGCAUGCGUGAUGCCAAUUUUCCUUUGGAUGUGCAGUGGAAUGACUUGGACUAUGCACACGGUCGCAGGGUCUUCACCUUUGAUCCUGUGAGGUUUGGUGACCUGCCACAGAUGGUGCAAGAAUUUCAUGAACAGAAUUUGAAAUACGUCCUUAUUUUGGAUCCAGGCAUCAGUACAACCAGCCCUCCUGGGUCAUAUGCUCCAUAUGAUGAUGGGUUAAAAAGAGAUGUAUUUAUUAAAAAUUCCACUGGAAAUGCCAUUAUUGGAAAGGUGUGGCCUGGACCGACUGCUUUUCCAGAUUUCACUAAUCCAGAGACUAUAAAAUGGUGGGAGGACUGCAUUAAAGAUUUUCUGUCUCAGGUUUCUGUGGAUGGCCUCUGGAUUGACAUGAAUGAACCCUCCAGUUUUGUGCAGGGCUCUGUGGACGGCUGCCCGGACUCAGAUCUGGACCAACCACCCUACACUCCGCCGGUUGUCGGCGGCCAGUUAAAUUCAAAAACGCUUUGCAUGUCGGCGCAACAAUUCCUGUCGACGCACUACAACCUGCAUAAUAUGUACGGACUCACAGAAGCAUAUGCCACUCACAGGGCACUCAUAAAUGUCCAGUCAAAACGGCCCUUUGUCUUGUCUCGCUCCUCCUACCCCGGGAUUGGACGAUUUUCGGGAGUGUGGACUGGUGAUGUCACAAGUAACUGGGAACAGCUGAGAUUCUCAAUCCCAACUGUGCUGCUGUUCGGCCUGUACGGAGUGCCUCUUGUGGGGGCAGACGUGUGUGGCUUUGAGGGCAACACUACUGAGGAGUUGUGUGUGCGCUGGAUGCAACUCGGGGCCUUUUAUCCAUUCAUGAGGAACCACAAUGACAGGCCAAAUAUACCCCAGGAGCCUUAUGUAUUUGGAAAGAAAGCCCAGGCGGCCAUGCGUAGUGCUCUUAACCUGCGCUACUCUCUGCUUCCUUUCCUUUACACACUUUUUCAUCACGCACACACAUCCGCACAGACCGUGGCCAGAGCCCUCUUUGUCGAAUUUCCCUUCGACCCUAACUGCAAAGCGAUUGACCGUCAGUUCUUGUGGGGCAGUGCGCUCCUCAUCAGCCCAGCGCUGGAACAAGGAGUUGUAGAGAUUCCUGCUUACCUUCCAUCUGGCACUUGGUACAGCCUGCAGGACGGCCAACCUUUCUACAGUAAGAGUGAGUAUGUGCUCCUUUCAUCCUCAUUGGACACCGUCAAUGUUCAUGUAAGAGAGGGACACAUAAUACCUCAGCAGGAGCCCUCUCUUACAACCGCAGCCUCUCGCACCAAUCCCUUCUUCCUGACCGUGGCUUUGUCUGCGGGUGGGCGGGCAUGGGGCGACCUGUUCUGGGACGACGGGGAAAGUCUGGACACAUUUGAGAAGAAUAGUUAUAGUUAUGUCAUCUUCACGGCAGGGCAGGCACGGAUUGUGAGUGAUCCUGUGAGACUAAACAAAGAUUUGGAUGGAUUGGUCUUGGGAGGUGUGAGAGUUUUUGGUGUUUGGGCACCACCUCGUUACGUUCUCGCCAACGGAGAGAAGGUCAAUUUUACGUACCACAUUGACACAAAAGCAUUAGUAGUGAACAAGUUGGCCCUGCCCAUGUCAGAGAUUUUCACAGUUCAGUGGGCUCUCUGA
Molecule: messenger RNA, 2412 nt
Organism: Knipowitschia caucasica
Lineage: Eukaryota; Metazoa; Chordata; Actinopteri; Gobiiformes; Gobiidae
Source: the annotation of a GenBank genome assembly